Molecule: messenger RNA, 2299 nt
Organism: Manihot esculenta (cassava)
Lineage: Eukaryota; Viridiplantae; Streptophyta; Magnoliopsida; Malpighiales; Euphorbiaceae
Product: CLAVATA3/ESR (CLE)-related protein 25
Exons: 2
Coding region: 1574-1867 (97 amino acids)
Source: RefSeq, a predicted model, not a curated record
UAUAUAUAUCCACACACUUAAUGAAGUAAGAAAAGCAGAAGAAAUUGUGUUUGUACAUUCUUAGUUGAGAAAAUACAGUUAUGGAUGACCUACUCAUUGUCUCACAUCUAAGCAAGUUUGUGAUAUUCACGUUAGUUUUAACCUUGUCGUUUUAGGUUUGGGUUAUAGUUUUUGAAACGGUUUGGGUUGUAGUUCUUGUUUCAAAAUACUUGGAUUCUGUUACUGCUUGCUUUGCUCUCUCUAAACUUUGAUUUCGACAGGGAAACAUUUAACUCAGAAGUGAUGUCAAAACUUCUUUUUAAAUGCUGUUGAUACAAUAUUUUUCAGUUGGAUUCCUGCAUUAUUAUGAGACACACUUUGGAGUCUUUUUAUUGUUAACCUUGUUUUUCGCUGUCUUUUUCAUCAUCCCUUCAUAUCCUCUUUUACAUUUUUAUUAACUAUUUAUCACAGUAUAUGUAGGAGCCACAUAAUUCAACUUAUUGAAUGAAAAAGAGAGAAAAUUGUCAGGCCAGGAUCAAUUAGAAUAUAUGAAAGCAGCAGGUGAAGAAAGAGCUGCAACAUUUAGUGGACCUCACCUUCUCCACAUGAUUGAAAGCAUUGCCCCACUAGAAUCAUUGAACUACAAUUCUUUGAAUAAUGCUGGAUUAAAGAUUAUGUCUUUGCAAAUAAGAUGAAGAAUGUUUGAUAUUUCUGAAGUUAUAGUGUUUGAUGCUGUCUAUCUAGAUACUGUGACAAGGAGACUUUUUGAAAAUUAGGUUCCUUAAAGUUGACAAGACAGACUUGUGGGGGAAAAAAAAACCAUGUCUAGAUAUAUAGAUAUAGUUAUUUCCAAACAGCCCUCUCUCUCUCUCUCUCUCUCUCUCUCACACACACACACACACACACACACACACACACACACACACACUAUCUUAUGCAUGUGUAUGUAUCUUUAGACAAGAACCUUUUUUUAUAUGGUAAUUUACUUGUUCUUUUUAUUUGUAGUUGUAAUAAUAUGUCAUAUGGAGAGUGAGUGAGAGAGAGAGAGUGGGCGCACUAACCAUGUGUUUGAGUAAUUACUAUCAUGCGUUGGAUUAGAACAGUAAUAGGUACUUCAUCCUCAUUGUUCUGGAGAGGCACCAGACCCUAUAUAUAUCUUUUAUGCCAAGGAGACAUAAGAGUUAGAGGAGAGUGAGGUCCCCUUUGUCGCUGCAUGGAAAAAUGCACAACACAAAGCAAAGAGGCGGAGCUUGCCUGGACCCAUUCAACAUAUAAAGAAACUUAGUGUAACAUUUAUUGUCUCUCUCUCUUUCUCUUUCUCUUUCACUCACUCAUACACACACUCAGAGUUUUGCUCCACAUUCUUUUAAAUACAGCUGCUCACCUCUUACCCGCCAAGUUAAGGACCAAUAAAAUACUUCUCUUGCCUCAGUUUGCUUCCCCUUCCUCUUUUUUUCUGCUGCCUACUGUCAAGAACUCCAUUCUUCCACUCGAAAACAACAUGGUUUUCUUGAUUUCUCCAUUAUUCUACAUUCUGAGUUGUGAGCAGUUAUUCUUUGUUGAAAAGUAGUUAGUACAAAGGGAGGAUAAGCACAUGGGGAGUGGCAGAAGGGCGUUGAGGGUUCUAUUUGGAGCUAUUGUGUUUUUGGGGGUUCUUUGGUUCUUAUGUGUUGGAAUUCUGGCUAACCAUGCUAUAAGAAUAACAAGAAGAGCUCAAGUUGUUUCAACUGAAACUUUUGAGCAUUCGAUUUUGAUUGGAAGAGGAAGAUAUCAUCAUCACAAGGACUUGGAUCUCAAUUAUGUGAGCAAGAGAAGAGUGCCAAAUGGACCUGAUCCCAUUCACAACAGGAGAGCAUCUCAGUCUCGUCAACCACCAGGUAGAACCUGAAUCACUGAAAGCCUUCGAACUAUGUGCAAGACAAGUAUCAGAUAUCAACCAGAACCUGAACCUGGUGUAUAUUCUUAGCAGAAAUUUUUGGAAUUUGUGGAGUGAUGAUUACUUUUCUAUAAAUUUUGGUUAUUGUCCCUUGAUUUAUCACCCAAGCAUACGCUAGACUUAAGAAUCGUCAUCUAGGAUUCAUGGGUUUUGCAAGGAUCAGAAGAAAAACUUUGAGAAGAAUUUGAACUUUUGGCUUUGUGGUAAAUCCUUGUGCCUUUGUUUAAUCAUAUUUUGUAAAGGAUAAGAAUCCUCUUGGAUAGAUUUCUCGUUUCAAGGAAGAAAAAAAAAGGUAAAAAAGAGAAAAUGUAACGGAGUCCAAGAAAGGUUCUAGUAUCGUACGUGAUUGAUAGCGGCUUCUUGUAAGAUUAUACUAUUCAUCUA